CCAAGUAAGAAACGCUGAACUUGCAAUAUGAAUGACGAUUUUAACCUUCAUGAUUAUGAUAACAUUCAAGAUUUCGUUAUCUCUGUCAACAUCGGUAAUGUGGUUCAUCUUCAGUGAUAUCACUUCGUGUCUUCGCAUGGUAACUGUUGUGUUUCGCGCGGUACAACGAACAACUUUGCAAGAGAUGAGACGGUCCUAUUUGCCCUUCGUGCGUUACUACCGUCUACUGCGCAUGUGCACCAGUUAAUCCCGCGUGAGGUCCACGUGAACCAGCCUGUAGUUGCUCAUGUGUACGCUUGGAGCGCUGGUGCAUAGGUGUAUGCACUGUAUGGUUUUAAGUGCAUCGUGUAAUAAGGGCUGUAGUUCAAAACAUACAUCAGAUAGAAUCGCCGCAACAUAGUGUCUGUAUAAUAAGCUUUUCCCAUUUCUAGAAAGAUGGGGCAACGUGUGAACGCGAGAGCACAGAUGUGUACAGUGCACUAAUUCCAAAAGUUUUGAGUGUGUGUGUGUGUGUUUGUGUGUGUGUGUGUGUGUGAGUGAGUGUGAGUGUGUGUGUAUGUGUGUGUGGUCGGUGUUAGCGCAAGAGGAAAGAGACAUCGUGUGGAAGUACGUUAACGGAGCAAUGUGAAAAUUUAAAUGCAGUGAAAGAAGAUACAGUACCAAGAAAUCAUGUAAGUGAAAUCCAAGUAAGAAACGCUGAACUUGCAAUAUGAAUGACGAUUUUAACCUUCAUGAUUAUGAUAACAUUCAAGAUUUCGUUAUCUCUGUCAACAUCGGUAAUGUGGUUCAUCUUCAGUGAUAUCACUUCGUGUCUUCGCAUGGUAACUGUUGUGUUUCGCGCGGUACAACGAACAACUUUGCAAGAGAUGAGACGGUCCUAUUUGCCCUUCGUGCGUUACUACCGUCUACUGCGCAUGUGCACCAGUUAAUCCCGCGUGAGGUCCACGUGAACCAGCCUGUAGUUGCUCAUGUGUACGCUUGGAGCGCUGGUGCAUAGGUGUAUGCACUGUAUGGUUUUAAGUGCAUCGUGUAAUAAGGGCUGUAGUUCAAAACAUACAUCAGAUAGAAUCGCCGCAACAUAGUGUCUGUAUAAUAAGCUUUUCCCAUUUCUAGAAAGAUGGGGCAACGUGUGAACGCGAGAGCACAGAUGUGUACAGUGCACUAAUUCCAAAAGUUUUGAGUGUGUGUGUGUGUUUGUGUGUGUGUGUGAGUGUGAGUGUGUGUGUAUGUGUGUGUGGUCGGUGUUAGCGCAAGAGGAAAGAGACAUCGUGUGGAAGUACGUUAACGGAGCAAUGUGAAAAUUUAAAUGCAGUGAAAGAAGAUACAGUACCAAGAAAUCAUCGGUAAUUUGGUUCAUCUCCAGUGAUAUCACUCCGUGUCUUCAGCUGCUGAGAGGAAUCUGAUUUGACUGCAUAGUAGUUAACAUGUCUAAACAUGACAGAACGAGAAGUGGAUCCCACAGUUUCUCGUGCAGUUCGAUUGAUGAUGUCUCGAACAAAGGAAAGUCAAGAACAGCUAAGGAUGAUGCUGGAGGAUGAAAUACGGAAGAGGACUGGAAAGAACAUGGGACAUCUCUUGCAUCCUGUGGAUUCAGUCCUCGAUGUUGCAGAUGGUAACACAAGAAAAAAGAAUCUUGAGACAAGAACUGUAAGUUUACACAUUGAAGAAGCACCGAAAGAUUCACAUAUGAAUGAAGAAUUUGAUGAUGAAGACAAUGACUCUGAGAUCAACUUGGAGAUACUAGAAGAGGAUCUAACUUGUAUUGUCUGCAGAGGAAUGGAUGUGGCUCCUAGGAAUCGCCUCAUUGAAUGCACAGAGUGCCAUUCAUUAUACCAUCAAGAGUGCCACCAGCCACCUGUUGGUGAAGCUGAUAUGGAAGACCCAAGAUCAAUAUGGUACUGUACAGACUGCCUGAAAACAAUUAACAGAGCUGUGUCUAAGCCACAUUCUUCACCAAAAUCAACUGUGAAAGACCCUGUCUCAACUGUGAAGCCUACAUUGAAAGCUGAAUCUGCACCACCAACUCUUGUAUUCAAAAGAACAGAAAAGCCUUUCCAGAUGCCAAUUAAUCAAGUAAACAGCAAAAGUGGCUCUCAAGGUGUUGUGGGAAUGGCUGGAUUAGCAACAAGUAUUCAGGCGGCCCAUCAUUCCAGUAAGCAGACAUAUGUUGGUGCAGGAGGAAAGCCUAGUCUGGUAUCUUCAUUUCCUCAAGGGAUCAAAACCUUUGGAGGUUCUCCUGUUUCUGCCUCAGCUUGUAUUUCCAAGCAAAUGCCAGCACAAUCUUCAUCUGGAACAACCUCUGAUUCUAAUAUUAAUUCCAUUACUACAAUGACAUCAACACCUACUGCUGUUCAUACAACUAGUGUUGGUGGUUCUGGUUCUGGUGGUGGCAGCACUGCUGCCGCUGCCACUGCCACUACUACUACAGCCUCUGCAACUGGAUCUUCAUCUAAAUCAUCUGUGGUACCCAAAAUAAAUGUUAUUUCUGCCGACAAAAGACUAGCAAAUAUGAAGAAGAAAGCUGCAAAACUGCAGGAGAAAAGGAAACAUUCAAAAUGAAACUACUAUUGAUUAAUAUAAUAUUAAAUUGUUGACAAUUUAUGUAAUUAGCUUAUUUUUAUUGCAUAAUUGUCAAUAUUGGAACAAGUUACUUCUUCAGUUUUAUUUUCUCAUGAUAGUACAAUGCAGUUUGCUUAUUCAUCAGUCCACUGUGCUAAGACUGUUCAGUGUAUAGUUGCCACUUUUAAAAACAGAUAAGAUCAAACAGGAAUUCUUGUUAUUUUACUACCAGCAAUGAAAUAAUUUGCAAGUGUGAAUCUUUAGCAGAAACUGAAUGUUGUUCUUUCUCUCUGUUUUGCAGAAUAUUUUAUAACCAGUGAGUAGAUUUCCAACCAGUGUACCAAAAUAAAUGUGUAAAAUAUUAAUAUCACUCUUUGAUGUAUGUUAUACCACUUGAUAUAUACCUUGCUUUUGAAUGUGACUAGUAGUAUUAUCGGAUUAGAAUGUAGGGCAUUCCACAGUUUAUAGACUGUUUGUAAUAACCUUGGAAAAUACCACACUUUUUAACACUGAUAGAUUCGACAUAUUUAUUUGUUGCCGUAUUCUUGGUCUGUAAUCCUGGCCCUUUUUUUCCCCCCUCCAUCAUCCAAUAAAUAACAGUUGGUCUUGUUCACUACUCUAACUGUAUGAUAUCCAAGUGAAUUUUUAUCUGUAGUAGUAUAAUAUGUAACAUGUGGCCUUGAUUAAAAAUUGACAAGACAUUGGGGAAAAAUCAGGAAGUAAGUGCUUAAAAUGUAACCUAGUGUUAAUUUACACUAUAAAAAUGAGAACAGUAGUUAUGACUCUGAGAGAUAAAGGCAUCUGUUAAGGAGUUCUGGUCAUUUCUAUCACAGUGCUCAAAAAAUUAAAAAAAAUUGUUGCAACCAGUACACAGUUUUGAUGCACUGGUUGGAAACACAUUCAUUGUACAGAAAAAAAUAUCGUGUAAAACACAGAGAGAAUAAUACUCAGUUUCUGCUAAAGAUUCACAGACAAUUAAAUUAGAAAUGUACUAGCAAGCAGAAUAGAGCACAAGCUUGUUUGCAAUUUACAAGAUGGAUAAAAAAGGAGGCAUAUCAAAUACAUCAGUGUUAACAGUGUGGCAUUAUCAAGGUAAUUUCAAGCAGCCCAUAGACUAUACAAUUGUCUCAUAUUCCUUUAUCAGCUUAUACUUUUAAUCCAAUAACAUUACUAUUUACAUGUUCUCAAGCAAUUAAAUUUUGAACUCUCAUACUUACCAGCUUUUGUCUCUGAUAUACAUGUGUGCUGCUCUUUAAGCACAAACGGGUUUCUCUGGAAAGAGUGAGGUAAAUAUUUUUGUAAAUGAAGUAACAAGUAUCACAGGAAAUGCCUGAUUUUAUGCAAGGAGUCAGGUUGAGGCUGAUUUCAAAGUAUUUAAAGUCUCAUUUAAAUUAAAAGCAGAUUGUGCGACUGAGUCCAUUUCUGCUCACUGGAAGGACAGUUGUAGGGUUUAAAAAUCUCACUGAAAUGGAUAACAUUAGAUAUGGUCUGCUCAUUCGAGAUUUUUGGUAGGAGCUUUGGUGAAAGCAUUUUGGGAGAGUGACUAUUACAGUGGCUGUAGAUGUAUAUUAUUAACUACUAUUCUGCAUCAGUGUAUGCAUUAUUAUUAUUAUUAUUAUACACCAUUGCAAAAACAAAUUUAAACUGUAAUGGUGGUGGUGGUGGUGGUGGUGGUGGUGGUGGUGGUGGUGGUGGUGGUGGUGGUGGUGGUAACAACAUAUAAAUUUACUACUUUUUUUACUCACCUGAAUUGGAAUCUUGUGUGAGAUGUUAACAAACAACUAUACUGUUACAGAAUUACUUGGUGUUUUCUCUAAAACAUUCAGAAACAUUAUGCCUGUGUCCUUUUGUGACAAACUUUCCCUUCCAGUUUCCUUAUAUAAUGUAUAAAGUGGUGGCAGGAAAAUAUUUUUAUGUGAUAAUUUAAAUACCAGUUUACUGAAUUAAUCCAGCAUCUCAUCACAUAACGAACACCAUUUCUUCUUGCAAUAACUGUUUAAGUUCGUUGUGCAUCUAUAGCAGGUUGUGGUUGCAAUUGUAACAUUAUUUUUAAUUUUUUUGAGCUGUUAAGUUGUAGACACAUUAAAUAAGAGACACUCAGGAAACUUGGAUGUGAGCCAUGGAUUUCAUAUGUUUUGUGAAUGUACCCCAGAAUUCUCAAACUACAUGAAAAUCAUUUAAUCAACUUUCCAACAGCGGAUUUUGUAUACUUUCUCCUGCUCGUAUCACUUGUUAAUGCUACCCUAUGUAUGUCAUUGAUGUGAUGUUAAGAGGCAGAUUGAUAAAGUUGUAAACACUGCUGAAUUUUUUCCAGAUUUAAGGCAGGUUUGCAGUUCAUUGCACCAAGUGGAAUUGCUGUUUGUCAUACUGAAUUUAUUUGUAAAUAUUUAAUGGUGGAAAUUGUCUGUAGGCAAUAGUACCAUCAAAGAACAGCAUGUUGCAUAUCUGUUUGUUGGAAUGGUUUUAUUAUACAGAAUGUUUCAUAACAACAUAAACAAAUUAAAACAAAAUAGAGUGCUGAUAUAAAAGAGUGUGACUUGA
Molecule: messenger RNA, 5100 nt
Organism: Schistocerca gregaria
Lineage: Eukaryota; Metazoa; Arthropoda; Insecta; Orthoptera; Acrididae
Product: integrator complex subunit 12-like
Exons: 8
Coding region: 1435-2559 (374 amino acids)
Biological process (GO): snRNA 3'-end processing
Cellular component (GO): integrator complex
Source: RefSeq, a predicted model, not a curated record